AUGACGCAGGAGAUGGAGAAGAAGCAAGAGGAGGAGCAGAAGAAGAUGAAGAUUGCCAUCAUCGGCGGUGGUGUCAGUGGCUUAUCGGCUCUCUGGGUUCUGAACGAGUAUACGGCACAUGAGGUGCAUAUCUAUGAGAAAGAUAGCUGGUGGGGCGGACACGCGCAUACUGUCGGGUUUCAACAACCUGGUAAAGAACCGUGUCAAAUCGAUACUGCUUUCAUCGCCAUAAACGCCAAAAACUACCCCAACUUUCACCGCUUCAUAACAACCACCUCCCACGCCGUCGACCUCAUCACCACCACCAUGUCAUUCUCCCUCAGCCGGGAUGGCGGUGCCUUCGAGUGGGCUAGUACCGGAUUCAUGGGUCUUUUCUGCCAAGGUGCCAAUCUGUUCAAGCCGAGGGUGUAUAGAAUGAUGUGGGACAUUUUCCGAUUCCACAUAUUCGCCAAAGACUUUCUCUCUUCGCCUUCUUCCGCCGACGAGAGUUUCAGUAUUGGCGAGUACCUUGACAAAGAGCAAUACAGCCAAGCUUUCAAAGAAGAUUACUUGCUCCCGCUUACCGCCGGUAUAUGGUCCAUUCCUCCAGACAAAGUAGCGCUCGACUUCCCCGCCCUCGCCCUGAUCCGUUUCUUCCACAACCACCAAAUGCUCCAACUCUGGGGCCGCCCCGCUUGGCUGACUGUCAAAGGCGGAUCCGCCCGUUACGUCGAAAAGAUCAUAGAGAGGACUGAGGUGGGGAGGCUGCAUUUGGGGGAGGGGGUGCAGAGGGUUGUGCCGAGGGGGGAUGGGAGGUUUGGGGUGGUGGAAGAGGGAGGGGAGGAGGUGGUUUAUGAUAAAGUCAUCCUCGCAACCCACACAGAUCAAGCCGUCCAGCUGCUCGGCGAGAAUAUAAGCGAGGAAGAGAAAGAAGUCUUGGGUGGGUGUGAGUGGAGUCCGAAUGAGGCUGUUGUGCAUUAUGAUGAAGCUUUGAUGCCUGUGAGGAAAAGCGCCUGGACUGCGUGGAAUUACCUCACGUCGACGACGAACGCUGUUGAGCCGGGCCACGAAUCCAAGACGACCGCUUCGGACGUCAGCACCAUCUCCAUCACAUUCGACCUGAACGUCCUCCAGUCCCUCCCCAUCGCCAAACACGGCCACAUCUUUGUAACCCUCAACCCUCCCACUCCACCAUCGCCCUCCAAAACACUCUCCCGAUGGGUAUACCACCACCCCCUCCUCACCCCUUCUUUGCUUUCAGCGCAAAAGCGAUUACCAUCCAUCCAAGGUGUUCGCGGGCUGUACUUUGCAGGCGCCUGGACGGGGUAUGGGUUCCAUGAAGAUGGGUGGCGUACUGGGAUGGAGAUUGCGUACCGCCCGGAGUUUGGGAUACCUAAACCAAAGAGGCCAUGGGAGAUUGUCAAGGUUGACGGUCGGGAUAUCAAGAGAGAAGCGGGGGAGUGGCUCUUGAGACCGCUGGUCGGUGGGAUCGACUCGGCGUUCAAAGGGUUUGCGGGGUGGAUGUGGUGGAGUGCGGGGAUGUAUGUUUCUGUGAUUCAUAGGUUGUUUGGGGCGAAGAUGAAGAGUGCUUAG
Cryptococcus wingfieldii CBS 7118 is the source of this 1572-nucleotide messenger RNA. RefSeq names its product amine oxidase. Gene Ontology annotation, molecular function: oxidoreductase activity. The transcript is spliced from 10 exons. NCBI's taxonomy places the organism in Eukaryota, Fungi, Basidiomycota, Tremellomycetes, Tremellales, Cryptococcaceae. The record is from RefSeq and is a predicted model, not a curated record. The coding region runs from base 1 to 1572 and encodes 523 amino acids.